UCGAGCGGGCAUUCCGUCACGAUGAGCCCCCUGCGAAAGCAAGCCAGCAUUGCUUCGCUCGGCAGCAGGGGCAUACCUCUGCGCAGCGUGCAAGAAGACGAGGAUCGCCCGCCGAUGCCUUCGUCGAAUCCUCCCACGUACCCACGGUCGCUCUCUGAGUCGACUGCAAAUGGCCCUUCUGCGGUGCAUCUCCAGCCGUCAAAGUCUGUGAAUCCUCGAGCGAGAGCCAGAAGCAUCGAAGGUGGCGAUGCAGCCCAUGCAACCAGCAGCACCUCUGGUGCUCGCGCCCGGAACAAGGUGCCGCAGAUGACCCUGCGCGAGAUAUUUUCUGCCGGUGAGUAAGCAACUCGUGUCGAUGCGUGCAUUCAGUAGCUCAUCCUGCGACGAGACAGACGAUACUCCACCGACGAGAGCGCCACCCUUGGAAGGCCCUCACAAUGUGGUGGAAGAAUACGGCCUGACGCAUCUCGUGAAGAAGCCCAGCAACAGCGCACUCAAGUCCCGCGGCACAACAGACGAAUUGAUUUGGGACGAACCGAGCAGCGCUAGAAGUCUGCUUUCGCGCGGCCUCAGCGACUCCAAUUCGCGCUUCAACCGAUCCGACCACUCUGUCCAGGCACCCACCAGCGUGGGGACUAGCCCAUACUACUCCCCCUCGACUCCAGUGUCGCCUGCGUCUGCCUAUUUUGGAGAGAGCAGCACGAGCACGUCGACCUCGGCAACGACGGCGGGGGCACCGGCGCCUGUGCACAAGCACAGUCCCUCCCUGCCCACUGACCUGGGGACUUUCUCGCGUGAUUCUACCUUCGCACAAGGGUCCAAUCUUGAACCGCGAGUUUGGGGCUCCCGAGUGCAUCACACCGCUGUGUCGCCCGCUACGCAUGCGACCAAGGACGGCAGCACGAUCUCUGAUCGGCGCAUAAAGCAUUCACGAAGGCCACCGACAGCCGAGUCACAGAGCUCCGAAGAGCAGCACGUCACGAGCGCAGGCAAGCCCAAUUCGACGUCAGGGAAAGCUGCGCGUUCGUUUACAGACCUGACGAUGCCGCUGAAUGCUGCCGCUCGUGGAACGCAACAGCGGCCUGUCGAGCAGAUGGACUCCCGGCAGCAGUCGAGCACGAGCCUUGCAACCUCUUCUACAGCCUCAACAUCAGCCUGUGGAAGCAGCAGCAGCAGCAGCAACUACAGCAGCGGGCCCCUCUCUACUGCGCGACCAUCGGCGACCAAUUCGCCCUUCCAGCCUUUGCCACCGGUCGCCUCGGCCUCCACACCCACCUCCACCACCUUUCCGAGGACCUCGUCGUCUCCGCCUGCACCGAAAAAGAAGAGCACGAUGAAGGCCUUUCUUAGCGGUAUCCGGCAGAAUGUCUCAAAGUGAACCCCCUCUCAGCCACCUUUUCUUUACUACCUCUUGGUCGCUCUCGGGUACCUUGACAAGACGCUGGUAAACCUAC
Acaromyces ingoldii is the source of this 1454-nucleotide messenger RNA. RefSeq lists its product as hypothetical. The transcript has a single exon. NCBI's taxonomy places the organism in Eukaryota, Fungi, Basidiomycota, Exobasidiomycetes, Exobasidiales, Cryptobasidiaceae. The coding region runs from base 356 to 1378 and encodes 340 amino acids. The record is from RefSeq and is a predicted model, not a curated record.